Eufriesea mexicana is the source of this 2196-nucleotide messenger RNA. RefSeq names its product ATP-dependent DNA helicase Q5. The record is from RefSeq and is a predicted model, not a curated record. Gene Ontology annotation, molecular function: four-way junction helicase activity; ATP binding; nucleic acid binding. Gene Ontology annotation, biological process: double-strand break repair via homologous recombination. The transcript has 12 exons. Lineage: Eukaryota; Metazoa; Arthropoda; Insecta; Hymenoptera; Apidae. Gene Ontology annotation, cellular component: cytoplasm; chromosome; nucleus.
AUGGAGGUUAUUUCAUUAAAAGUGUAAAAAAUGUGUAAUCAAGAAAGUAGUGUAAUGAGUCUUUUAAAAUCUGUAUUUGGAUAUGAAGAUUUCAAAAAUGAUGUUCAAAAAGAAGCUAUUGUUGCUAUUUGCGAAGGUUCAAAAUAUGUAUGUAUAUCCAUGCCUCCUGGAUUUGGUAGAUCUCUUUGCUUUCAAUUACCAGCUCUUCUAUGUAAAGGCAAAGUUGGAAUUGUUUUUUCUCCAAAAUUAUCUUUUAUUAAGAAAGAAAUAGAAUUUUUAAAAAGCAAACAAAUUAAUGUUGGUUUGCUAUAUAAAGGUAUACAAAUAAAUGAAAGAAAUAAUAUUUUAAACAAUUUAAAAUCAAAUUCUCCAACAAUAGUAUUAUUAUAUGCAACUCUUGAAAUGGAUACUAUGACAUAUUUUAAGCAACUUAUAGUUUCAUUGAAAGAGCGUAUGAUAUUGUCUUACAUUGUAUUUAACGAAGCACAUUGUUUAAGUGAAUUGGGAUAUGAUUAUACCCCCUGUUAUAAAAGAAUAAAUACAUUUGACAAAAUAUACGAAUAUAUUCCUAAAAUUGCAGUAACUACAACAGUUACUGAUGAGGUAAUUCAAGAUAUUUGCAAACAACUAACAUUAAAAACUCCUAAGAUUUUUAAAAUGCCUGUGCAACAGAUCAAUGUACACUAUGAUAUGUGGUUUAUAGAUAUACUUUCUCAUCCAUUUGAUCAUCUUAAAAGUUUUAUCAUAGAAGUACUUGGUUUUUUAGAUCUAUCUACACAUAAGACACAUAAAGGUUUUGCCAUUGUUUACUGUAGAGAAGUAAUUACUGCAGAGUUAUUAAAAACCAAAUUAUAUAAUCUUGGCAUUCCUACGCUAAUCUAUCAUCAUAAAUUGAAAAAUAGUACACGACAUAAUAUUGAAAAUAAUUGGAUAUUUGGUCAAAUUCAUGUUAUUAUUACAACAUAUGAUUAUGGAUUCAUUCAUAAAAGAUCAAUUAGAUGUAUAGUUUAUUGGACAGUACCUGAAAAUAUUGCCAAAUAUUAUAGAGAAAGUGCUCAAAUAGAUUCAAGCAAUGGUAAUGCAUAUUGUAGAAUAUAUUUUAGUGUAAAGGAAUAUUCUGCUGUACAAUUGCUUAUUAAAAAUCACAGAGUAAUGAACAACUCACAACAUAUUCAAAAACGAUUAGAUGAAUAUGAAAAAAUGAUAUCUUACUGUCUUUCAGUAAAAUGCCGGCAUGAAAUCAUUAGUAGAUAUUUCGGAUACGUAACAUCGUCUUGUAAAAUGAACUGCGAUGUUUGUAAAAAUGAGGAAGCAGUAGGGAUCAGAACACUUAAGUUUAUUACAUAUUCAGAACACGUUGAAGGAGUAAAGUACAGCAUUGCUGAUGUUAAUGAGAAUUUAAAAGAACAAUCAAAAGAUAUUCUAGAAGUAGAAUGUAAAAUAUCUAAAACUUUGAGUAAAAUUGUUAUCAUGGAUGAUGAUAAUGAUAAACAAUGUAUUGAACAAUUUAAUGAAAAGUUGGUAAGAAAUAAGCGGAAACGAUCAUUUGCUGAAAGUAUUUCACUUAGAGAACGGUUAGUGGAGGAUUGCAAUCAAACUAGCACAAGAGAUACAGUAAAACGUGCAAAAGAUAAUUCAGUCGCGAUAGAAACAAGCAAAUUUACGAUAACGAAUUCUUUGCUGGAUAAAUACAAUUUAGACAAAGGAAUGAUAUCUUUAGAACCAUGUUGCUCUAAAGAUAAUAUUUCUAACUCUUUUCAAGAAAAGAGAACAAUAAAUACUGGAAUUUGUAAUGAUCUAAAUGAAUCAAUAAAUGAAUCUGGGAUAGAAAUUUUUAAAGACACCGAUGAAAUAAAAGCGAAAGAUAGAAAGAAUGAUAUUUUAAGUCAAAACUCUCCAGAGAUUAUUAUUAUUGAAGAAAAAUGGUCGGAUAAAAAACAAAGGAAACGUUCCAUCACCGCGGAUACGUGUCCUGAAGAUUUUAAACCGAAAAGAAGAAAACUAAACGCUAAAAAUAAACCGACCACCGAAACUGCAAUACAGAAGAAUAAGGGAAAUGCUGCUGACUCGUGUGUUGAACACAUCAAGGAUGAUUUAAGUGGAAACGCAACGCGUGAUCAUGCGAUGGUAGAAUAUUUAAUGAAUAAAUAUCAGCUGAAUAGACAUUCAAUAACAUUGAUACCGCGAAAAAAGUGA